GAGGCAGCAGGACUCGAGCCGGCUUCGCGGGCCCCGCUGGGAGCCGAGCCAAUCCGCAGUCGCGGACCCGGGACAAGGCCUCGGCCACAGCUGGAAGAGGAAACCAAGAAUCAGAUCGGAGAAGUUGGCCUGAGAUUUCAUAGCGCAUUGACUGGCAGCGGCACCGAGACCUCGGGCAGUCAGUCAUCUGGCCUCUCGGCAAGGCUCUGUCCACAUUCUACAGGAGACUGGUCCAAGGCAAAGUUUUCCAAGUCAUCUCAGAAGGGUCUUCUUUUUGGGGUAUCCUGACAUCUGAGGCCGUGAUAUCACUUUCAUCAUGGACUUCCGCCUGGCUUUGGCAUGGACACUCCUGGUCAGGCCAUGGAUCCUCAUGGGAGCUCAGAACCCCAUUUCCUGGGAGGUACAGCGAUUUGAUGGGUGGUACAACAACCUGAUGGAGCACAGAUGGGGCAGCAAAGGUGCCCGGCUGCGGCGCCUGGUCCCAGCCAGCUAUGCAGAUGGCGUGUACCAGCCUUUGGGGGAACCCCACUUGCCCAACCCCCGGGACCUUAGCAACACCGCCAUGAGGGGCCCUGCAGGGCUUGCCUCCCUAAGGAACCGAACCGUCCUGGGCCUCUUCUUUGGCUACCACGUGCUCUCCGACGUGGUGAGCGUGGAGACCCCUGGCUGCCCCGCCGAGUUCCUCAACAUCUACAUCCCACCCGGCGACCCCGUGUUCGACCCCGACAGGCGUGGGGAUGUGGUGCUGCCCUACCAGAGGAGCCGCUGGGACCCCGAGACAGGACGGAGCCCCAGCAACCCGCGGGACCUGACCAACGGGGUGACCGGCUGGCUGGACGGCAGCGCCAUCUACGGCUCCUCGCACUCGUGGAGCGACGCGCUGCGGAGCUUCUCCGGGGGGCAGCUGGCGUCCGGGCCCGACCCCGCCUUCCCCCGGGGCGCGCAGGACCCCCUGCUCAUGUGGACGCCGCCCGACCCCGCCACCGGCCAGCGCGGGGCCCAGGGGCUGUUCGCCUUCGGGGCCGAGCGAGGGAACCAGGAGCCCUUCCUGCAGGCGCUGGGCCUGCUCUGGUUCCGCUACCACAACCUGUGGGCGCAGAGGCUGGCGCGCGAGCACCCGCGCUGGGGCGACGAGGAGCUGUUCCAGCACGCGCGCAAGAGGGUCAUCGCCACCUACCAGAACAUCGCCCUGUACGAGUGGCUGCCCAACUUCCUGCAGCAAACGCCCCCGGAGUAUGCGGGCUACCGGCCAUUCGUGGACCCCAGCAUCUCCCCGGAGUUUGUGGCGGCCUCGGAGCAGUUCUUCUCCACCAUGGUGCCCCCUGGCGUCUACAUGAGAAAUGCCAGCUGCCACUUCCAGGGUAUCAUCAAUCAGAACGCAAGUACGUCUGGAGCUCUCCGGGUUUGCAACAGCUACUGGAGCCGAAAGCACCCCAGCCUGCAAAGUGCUGACAACGUGGAUGCACUGCUGCUAGGCAUGGCCUCCCAAAUUGCGGAACGAGAGGACCACGUGGUGGUUGAGGAUGUGCGAGAUUUCUGGCCGGGGCCGCUGAAGUUCUCCCGCACAGACCACCUGGCCAGCUGCCUGCAGCGGGGCCGCGAUCUGGGCCUGCCCUCUUACACCAGAGCCAGGGCAGCUCUGGGCCUGCCUCCCAUUGCCCAGUGGCAGGACAUCAACCCUGCACUCUUCCAGAGUGAUGGCACUGUGCUGGAGGCCACAGCUGCCCUAUACCACCAGGACCUAUCCCGGCUGGAGCUGCUCCCAGGGGGGCUCCUGGAGAGCCACGGUGACCCUGGACCCCUGUUCAGCGCCAUCGUCCUUGACCAGUUUGUGCGGCUGCGCGAUGGCGACCGCUACUGGUUUGAGAACACCAGGAAUGGGCUAUUCUCUGAGGCGGAGAUAGCCGAGAUCAGAAACACUUCCCUACGUGAUGUUCUAGUGGCCACCACCGGCACAGACCCCAGCUCCCUGCAGCCCAAUGUCUUUUUCUGGCUUGCAGGAGACCCCUGCCCGCAGCCAGGACAGCUCAGCACCGAGGGUCUGCCAGCCUGUGCCCCCCUCAUUGUUCGGGACUAUUUUGAGGGCAGUGAAUUUGGCUUUGGAGUCACCAUUGCGACCCUCUGCUGCUUUCCCCUGGUGAGCCUGCUCAGCGCCUGGAUUGUGGCCCGGCUCCGGAUGAGGAAUUUCAAGAGGCUGCAGGGUCAUGACUGCCAGAGCAUCAUAUCCGAGAAACUCGUAGGGGGCGUGGAAGCUUUGGAGUGGCAGGGCCGCAAGGAGCCCUGCCGACCAGUACUUGUGCACCUGCAGCCGGGGCAGAUCCGUGUGGUAGACGGCAGUCUCACGGUGCUCCGCACCAUCCAGCUGCGCCCCCCGCAGCAGGUCAACCUCAUCCUGUCCAGCAACCGUGGACGCCGCACACUGCUGCUCAAGAUCCCCAAGGAGUAUGACCUGGUGCUGCAGUUUAACCUGGAGGAGGAGCGGCAGGCGCUGGUGGACAGCCUUCGGGGGGCUCUGAAGGAGAAUGGGCUGAACUUCCAGGAGUGGGAGCUGCGGGAGCAGGAGCUGAUGAGGGCAGCUGUGACCCGGGAGCAGCGGAGCCACCUCCUGGAGACCUUUUUCAGGCACCUUUUCUCUCAGGUGCUGGACAUCAACCAGGCGGACGCGGGGACCCUGCCCCUGGACUCAUCCCAGAAGGUGCGGGAGGCCCUGACGUGCGAGCUGAGCAGGGCCGAGUUUGCCGAAUCUCUGGGCCUCAAGCCCCAGGACAUGUUUGUGGAGUCCAUGUUCUCUCUGGCCGACAAGGACGGCAAUGGCUACCUGUCCUUCCGGGAGUUCCUGGACAUCCUGGUGGUCUUCAUGAAAGGCUCCCCUGAGGAGAAGUCCCGCCUUAUGUUCCGGAUGUACGACUUCGAUGGGAAUGGCCUCAUUUCCAAGGAUGAGUUCAUCAGGAUGCUGAGGUCCUUCAUCGAGAUCUCCAACAACUGCCUGUCCAAGGCGCAGCUGGCCGAGGUCGUGGAGUCCAUGUUCCGGGAGUCGGGCUUCCAGGACAAGGAGGAGCUGACGUGGGAGGACUUCCACUUCAUGCUGCGGGACCACGACAGCGAGCUCCGCUUCACGCAGCUCUGUGUCAAAGGGGUGGAGGUGCCAGAAGUCAUCAAGGACCUGUGCCGGCGAGCCUCCUACAUCAGCCAAGAGAAGAUCUGUCCCUCUCCCAGAGUAGGCCCACGCUGUGCCCGCAGCAAUGCCGACCCUGAGCCACAGAGACUGCAGUGUCCGGCGGACACAGAGCCCCCGCAGGAGAUUCGCCGGAGGUUUGGCAAGAAGGUAACGUCGUUCCAGCCCCUGCUGUUCACCGAAGCGCACCGCGAGAAGUUUCAGCGCAGCCGACGCCACCAGACAGUGCAGCAGUUCAAGCGAUUCAUCGAGAACUACCGGCGCCACAUCGGCUGCGUGGCCGUGUUCUACGCCAUCGCCAUCGGGCUCUUCCUGGAGAGGGCUUACUACUAUGCCUUCGCGGCGCACCACGUGGGCAUCACUGACACCACCCGCGUGGGCAUCAUCCUGUCGCGGGGCACGGCGGCCAGCAUCUCCUUCAUGUUCUCCUACAUCCUGCUCACCAUGUGCCGCAACCUCAUCACCUUCCUGCGAGAGACCUUCCUCAAUCGCUACGUGCCCUUCGACGCGGCCGUGGACUUCCAUCGCUGGAUCGCCUCCACUGCCAUCGUCCUCACAGUCUUGCACAGUGCUGGCCACGUGGUGAACGUGUACCUGUUCUCCAUCAGCCCGCUCAGUGUCCUCUCCUGCCUCUUCCCCGGCCUCUUCCCCAAUGAUGGAUCUGAGUUCCCCAAGAAGUAUUACUGGUGGUUCUUCCAGACGGUACCAGGCCUCACAGGGGUCUUGCUGCUCCUGGUCCUGGCCAUCAUGUAUGUCUUCGCCUCACGCCACUUCCGCCGCCGCAGCUUCCGGGGCUUCUGGCUGACCCACCACCUCUACUUCUUGCUCUAUGUCCUGCUCAUCAUCCACGGCAGCUACGCUCUGAUCCAGCUGCCUCGUUUCCACUUCUUCUUCCUGGUCCCGGCACUCAUCUAUGGGGGGGACAAGCUGGUGAGCCUGAGCCGGAAGAAGGUGGAGAUCAGCGUGGUGAAGGCAGAGCUGCUGCCCUCAGGAGUGACCCACCUGCAGUUCCAGCGGCCCCAAGGCUUCGAGUACAAGUCGGGGCAGUGGGUGCGGAUCGCCUGCCUGGCUCUGGGGACCACUGAGUACCACCCCUUCACGCUGACCUCUGCACCCCACGAGGACACGCUCAGCCUGCACAUCCGGGUGGCAGGGCCCUGGACCACUCGCCUCAGGGAGAUCUACUCCCCCCCAGCAGGGGACAGCUGUGCCAGAUACCCCAAGCUGUACCUCGAUGGACCCUUUGGAGAGGGCCACCAGGAGUGGCAUAAGUUUGAGGUGUCGGUGCUGGUGGGAGGGGGCAUCGGGGUCACCCCCUUUGCCUCCAUCCUCAAAGACCUGGUCUUCAAGUCAUCAGUCAGCUGCCAGGUGUUCUGUAAGAAGAUCUACUUCAUCUGGGUGACGCGGACCCAGCGGCAGUUCGAGUGGCUGGCCGACAUCAUCCGGGAGGUGGAGGAGAACGAUCAUCAGGACCUGGUGUCCGUACACAUCUACAUCACCCAGCUGGCUGAGAAGUUCGACCUCAGGACCACCAUGCUGUACAUCUGCGAGCGGCACUUCCAGAAGGUGCUGAACCGGAGUCUGUUCACGGGCCUGCGCUCUGUCACCCACUUUGGCCGCCCCCCCUUCGAGCCUUUCUUCAAUUCCCUGCAGGAGGUCCACCCCCAGGUCCGGAAGAUUGGGGUGUUCAGCUGUGGCCCCCCUGGUAUGACCAAGAACGUGGAAAAGGCCUGCCAGCUCAUCAACAGGCAGGACCGAACUCAUUUCUACCACCAUUACGAGAACUUCUAGGGCCCCCUGCCCGGGGCUCUGCUCACUGCCCCCUCUCCUCGCCUCUGCACGUCCGGUCUGGCUGCCUCAGCCUUCUCGCCUGCCCACCUCCCCAGGUGUGGACUCAGGGACCCCUCCCCAAGGCCCACAAGCUGCCUCUGCCUGGACCAGCCAGGCAACUGUCUAGGUCCUAGAGGUUGGCAAGUAGGGAAACGGUUGGUUUGUGGCAAAGAGAAGCCUCUUCUUUCAGGCUAAGGAAAAACUUCAAAAGACAAGUUGACAUGUUCCGGUAGCACAUGUAUGCGUGUGUGCCUGCACGUGUGCAGGGGGCCCGCAGCUAAGGGGGAAGUGGGAACACUGAUGCUGCCAUCUUAGAACACUCUCCCAAGCGCCCCAUUUCAAGAGGGCCAGCAAAUGUCUCAGAGGAGGUAAGGCUGGACGCACAGCAGGCAUUUCACAGGCCCCAGGAGCACGCCGCGGGGUGGGGGGCGGGGGUAACCAGCAGUGGUCUCUCCCUCACUGUCACCACACCCUGCAGUCAGACCCUGGGCAGCGCUGGAGUGUGUGCAGUGCACCUCUAACAGCUCCCUGCCCUGUAGUCUCCUUUACAAAUAAAUCGUU
Messenger RNA from Lepus europaeus (European hare), 5566 nucleotides. RefSeq names its product dual oxidase 1 (gene DUOX1). Bases 317 to 4966 code for a protein of 1549 amino acids. Gene Ontology annotation, biological process: superoxide anion generation; response to oxidative stress; defense response. The record is from RefSeq and is a predicted model, not a curated record. Gene Ontology annotation, cellular component: NADPH oxidase complex; plasma membrane. The transcript has 35 exons. Gene Ontology annotation, molecular function: superoxide-generating NAD(P)H oxidase activity; calcium ion binding; peroxidase activity. Lineage: Eukaryota; Metazoa; Chordata; Mammalia; Lagomorpha; Leporidae.